Molecule: messenger RNA, 396 nt
Organism: Trichomonas vaginalis G3
Lineage: Eukaryota; Parabasalia; Trichomonadida; Trichomonadidae
Exons: 1
Coding region: 1-396 (131 amino acids)
Source: RefSeq, a predicted model, not a curated record
AUGGGAAAAGGCCGUAAGAUGUUUCGCAAGAAAGCCGCUUGGGUAACAUAUAAACUUGAUGAUAAUGAAGAAUUCUACCAACUUAAUAUUAAAGGAGAGCUCAUCAAGCAAGACAACAAGAUUCUCCCACAUCAUGUUGGUCCAAUCCAAAUUGGUAUAAAAGUAGAAACAUCCGAAGAUAUAUCAUCACCUAGUGAACCAGAAGCUGAAUUAAAAAAGGAUGAGUUACCUGUGGUGAAUAGGGACGAAAUUGAUAUCUUUUCAGAUAUACUGGACAGUCAUUUCCAAGAAUUUAAUAUUCAGCCGCAGCAUUUUAUGCAGAAUGAAGUGUUUUCUUCUAAGGGAACGAACUUUUGGGUAGCUGGUCUAGAUUACGAACCUCUCUUCUUCCUUUGA